This is a messenger RNA of Cyphellophora attinorum, 3255 nucleotides long. Its product is annotated as Alpha-mannosidase. Gene Ontology annotation, biological process: mannose metabolic process; oligosaccharide catabolic process. The record is from RefSeq and is a predicted model, not a curated record. Gene Ontology annotation, molecular function: carbohydrate binding; alpha-mannosidase activity. Bases 1 to 3255 code for a protein of 1084 amino acids. Gene Ontology annotation, cellular component: fungal-type vacuole membrane. The transcript has 3 exons. NCBI's taxonomy places the organism in Eukaryota, Fungi, Ascomycota, Eurotiomycetes, Chaetothyriales, Cyphellophoraceae.
AUGGGCGGAGGAUCGGACUCCCGGCUGGUGCCGACCAUGUCUUCGUCUUAUCCUCAAUUGGCACCCAAGCCCGUCGGUCAGAAGAUCAAAGGCAUCUACACAGACCGCCUAGGCCAAUUCACUAGCAGCGGUGGCCAGUACUACAAUCAAAGCCUCACAGCAAAAUUCUACAACGAUUCUGUCGACGACAGCAAGCACGUCGGCCUCGCUGUUUGGUCCGCACCCGGCCUGACUCGUCCCACCUUCAAGGAUGCCACCUCUCACAAAUUCAAGCCUACGAAGAGAGGCGAAUCCUUCGGGCCAUCAUGGUCUACACAUUGGUUCGAGGUCACGUUGACUGUGCCAGCUUCCAUGAAAGAUGCUGAGCAAGUCGAGUUCCGAUGGGACUCACAGAGCGAAGCCAUGAUCUGGAACGAGAAGGGCCAUCCGUUACAAGGCUUGACAGGUGGCGGAGAGCGGAACGACUGGGUCAUACCGAAAGAAUUCAGAGACGGCAAAGAGCAUAUUAUCUACAUCGAAGUUGCUUGCAACAAGAUCUUUGGCAACGGUAGCAAUGGGGACAGCAUUCAGCCUCCAGACCCGAACGUGUACUUCCAACUUCAAGAGGCACGGAUCGUCGAUGUCAACCUCGCCGCCCGAGGUCUGAGAUAUGAUUUCUGGAUCAUCAGCGACGCUGCACGCGAGAUGUCUGACCAGAGUUGGGAGAAGCACAAGGCUCUCGACGUUUGUAACCGCAUCAUCGAUGCAUUCAUCGCCGGAAAUGGCUCCAACGAGUCCAUUCUUCAAGGUCGCAAGAUCGCCCAGGAGUACCUGGGUAAGAACGUGGACUCUUCCAAGGUCUACGACUCUGACCUGGAGAGCAUCGUCUAUGCUGUUGGACAUUGUCACAUCGAUACUUGCUGGCUGUGGCCAUGGGACGAGACCAAGCGCAAGGUAGCUCGCAGUUGGUCAAAUCAGUGUGACCUGAUGGACCGCUACCCGGAACAUCGCUUUGCUGUCAGUCAAGCGCAACAGUACAAAUGGCUCAAGCAGUACUAUCCUUCUGUGUUCGAUCGGGUCAAAGGCAAGGUGAAGAAAGGUAGCUUCCAACCCAUCGGAGGCAGUUGGGUCGAGCACGAUACAAACAUGCCCAGUGGCGAGUCACUAGUCCGGCAGUUCCUCUAUGGCCAACGCUUCUUUGAGAGCAACUUUGGUGAGAGAUGUCGAACUUUUUGGCUGCCAGACACUUUCGGCUACUCGGCGCAACUGCCACAGAUCUGUCGAUUAGCUGAUAUGCAGAGAUUCUUCACACAGAAGCUCAGCUGGAACAACAUCAACAACUUCCCUCAUACUACAUUCAAUUGGGUCAGUCUCGACAAGAGUCAAGUCAUCUGUCACAUGGCACCCAGUGAGACUUAUACAGCCGAUGCCUGGUACGGAGAUGUUGCUCGCAGUGUCAGCCAGCACAAGAGCAUGGACCAGGACAAUACGUCGCUCCUCGUCUUUGGCAAAGGCGACGGUGGAGGCGGCCCGACCUGGGAGAUGUUGGAGAGACUUCGUCGUUGUCGAGGCCUGAGCGACACAACGGGGUCUCUGCCUCGAGUCAAGAUGGGCAACUCUGUGGAAGAUUUCUUUAAUCAGCUCGAGCACAAGAUUUCCAAGGGUCUGGAGCUCGUGACGUGGUAUGGCGAGCUCUAUUUCGAACUGCACCGAGGCACGUACACCACUCAAGCCAACAACAAGAAGAACAACCGCAAGCAAGAGAUCAUGAUGCGCGACAUCGAAUAUUUGGCCACACUUGCGACGUUACAAAACAAGAGCUACAAGUACCCCAAGAAGGACAUCGACGAUUUGUGGGAGAACAUACUCCUCUGCCAGUUCCACGAUUGUUUGCCUGGAAGUUCGAUCGAGAUGUGCUACGAUGAUUCGGACAAGCUGUAUGCCCACAACCAUAGUGUUGGCCGCAAGCUGAUACAGGAGGCGCUCUCUGUGCUGCAAUUGUCCGAGAAUCUCAAGCCAAAGGCUGAGAUCGCUGCCGUCAACACUCUGGCUGGAGCCGGACAGAGCUGGUCAAGUCAUUACGCCCUCGUUCACGGUGGACCAGGACUGGCAAAGACACACGCGGCCUCGAUAUUGAAGUCCGAGGCUACGGUCGAGCAGAAGAGCAAGGGCGUGUUCGUCCUCUCAAACAGACACUUCCGUGUCGAAGUUGAGAAAGGUUGUAUCACAUCUCUGUUCGAUGUGCGUGCGGAUCGAGAGGUGAUUGCCACAGGUGGCAAAGGCAAUCAGCUGGUCAUCUUCGACGACAAGCCCCUGUACUGGCAAGCCUGGGACGUUGAAGUGUUCCAUCUUGACUCACGCAAGGAGCUUACCUCUGACGCAUCCGAGAUCUUCCAAGCGGGCCCGUACCGCGCCAGUGUUGUUACAAAGACACAAGUCAGCGAUAAGAGCUGGGUCAAAACUAUCAUCAGCCUCGACGCAACCGAUAGCGAUGAUGUGCCCAGCUACGUCCGCGUGGAGGCUGAGGUGGAGUGGCAUGAGACGAUGAAAUUCUUGAAGGUUGAAUUCCCUGUCGAUGUGGUUAACACAGAAGCGAGUUACGAGUGUCAGUACGGAAUCGUCCGGCGACCGACGCACUACAACACAAGCUGGGACAUGGCCAAGUUCGAGGUGUGCUGCCACAAGUUCGCCGACCUGUCGGAGUCCAAUUACGGCGUUUCCAUCUUGAACGACUCCAAGUAUGGUUUCGCGACAUGCGGAAACCUGAUGCGCCUUUCACUGCUACGUGCGCCCAAGGCACCUGACGCACACGCUGACAUGGGGUCUCACCACAUUGAGUGGGCGAUUAUGCCUCAUAUUGGCAACCUCGGACCUGAGACGAUUCGUGCCGCCCACAACUUCAACAACCCGAUGAAACUCGUCUCUAUUACGAGUGACGCCUACGCAAGCUUCGACGCGGACAUCUUCAGAGCAGUGUCCCUGUCGGGCAGCAAAUCUCUUGUCCUUGACGCGGUCAAGCGUGGUGAGGACGACGAGGACGUGUCUCGUGGCGAGCUGACCAAACGCGACGGCCGCAGUGUCAUCUUGCGCAUUUACGAAAGUCUUGGCGGUAAGAGUAGGGGCAUAAUCCGCACAACUUUGCCAGUGAAGAAGGUGUUCAAGACCAAUGUGCUCGAGGAUGACUUGGAGAAGGUCAAGUUCGACACAAAGAACUAUACGACGAUCGAGAUCGAGUUGAGACCGUUUGAGGUUGCGACUUAUAGGUUGCAGCUGUGA